Messenger RNA from Acanthisitta chloris (rifleman), 1783 nucleotides. RefSeq names its product coiled-coil domain containing 157 (gene CCDC157). NCBI's taxonomy places the organism in Eukaryota, Metazoa, Chordata, Aves, Passeriformes, Acanthisittidae. The record is from RefSeq and is a predicted model, not a curated record.
GGGAGCCGCGGGUGCAUGGAGAGCCUGAGCGCCGACCUGCGGGACCUGCAGGCAGCCAUCACCGACGUGUCCUCCCGCGCGGGCGCCGUGCGCUUCCCCUCCUGGAAGUUCCCCGACAAAUUGUCCUGCGACCUGGACAUGGCAGCGCUGCUGCAGCGCUACAGCCACAGCCACAGAGACCCCCAGUUCAGCCAGCAUGCACACGUGGUGCUGCUCGAGCUGCUCAUCGACAGGCUGCUGCUGCUGCUGCAGAGCUUCACAGGCUAUGCGGAGAUGGUGCUGAGCGCGUGUGCUGUGCCACCAGCGCGGGGCACAGGACCCUGCAUGUCCGCAGGGCUCACAGCCAGGAGGUUCUGGAGCAGCAUGAUGAAACUGGGGACCUUCUGCCAGCAGCUCCGGGACCAGGUGGGACUUCUGGGGAAGCUGAGUGCAGGGGUCACCCCCUCUGGCAGCAGCUCCCAGCCCAGGGCUGCCCCCAGCCUGGACCAGGGCACCCAGACCGUCCCCCCAGCGUCACCUGUGGGCUCAUGUGACAUGUGCAGCAGUGCCCAGGCCAGCCUGCGUGAGGUGGGCAGAGCCAUCACCAGCAUCUGCCAGAGCCAGAACAUCCCCUCGGCACUCAGCAAAUUCCAGGAGGUGCUGGAGGACAACACGGGGAGAAGGAGCCUCUCCACAAUGGACAUGAGCUCUUGGGCCUCGGAGCAGAGCAAGGAUCUCUCCCAGAUCCACGAGCACCUCCAGGGGCUGCUGCAGCAGGUGAAUCCGGUGAAGGCAGAGCUGGAAGAGCUGCGGAAACAGAAGGAAGAGCUCCAGAAGCAGGUUGAGGACUUUUCCCAGAGGCUGCAGGCAGAGAAGGAGACCCAAGUGCAGCAGCAGAGGAAAGCUGAGCAGAGCCUGAAGGCCAAGGACAAAGAGCAUUCGGAGGCUGUGGCCAGGCUGGAGCAGGACAAGAAUGACCUGUGGAGAGGAGUUGCUCUGCUGGAAGAGACACUCUCUGUCCUAAAGGAGGAGCUGGUGGCAAAGCAGGCGGCUGUGCAGGAGCUAGAGCUCACCAAGACCACCUUGCUGGAGGAGGUAAGGACCACGGCAGUGGCCCAGAGCCAGGUGCUGGAGCUGGAGGAGAAGGUGCAGGUGCUCACAGACCAGCGGGACAGCCUGAGUCAGGAGCUGAGUGCCACCAGCACCCAGCUGGAGAAUGAGAAGUUCAGAGUGGAGAGCAUGCUGCAGCACGAGGAGGUACGGCUCACCCUGCAGGCCAAGCAGAGGGUCCUGCAGCAGCAGCUGGACAGCCUGGACCAGGAGCGUGAGGAGCUGCAGGCCAGCCUGGCAGAGGCUAAGGAGGACAAGGCCCGGCUGGAGGAGCAGCUGGAGCAGAGCCGGGAGCAGAGCUGGAAACAGCUCCGGGUGCAGCAGGAGCUGCUGGACACGCUGCGGCAGGAGAAGCUGGUCCUGGAGCAGUCCAUCCUGGAGCUGCAGGCGAACACGUCCCAGCUGGAGAAGGAGGCACAGGAGCUGAGGGAGCGGGAGAGGCUCCUGGUGUUCUUCCCUGAGCUCCACGUCCCCAUUGAGACGCAGUGUGAGGGCACUGGGAGCUUGACAGAGGACAUGGAGAAGCAGCUCCAGGCCAACAGCAUCCGGAUCAGUGUGCUGGAGCAGGAGAACGCACGGCUUGAGGCUGUGCUGGCCAAGCUGAAGGUGGCUGCAGAGCAGGGUGUGCUGAAGCUUGUCCCACAGGCCCAUUGGAGCCCCAGCUCUGCAGGGAGGCCAGCAGGCAGGACUCAAG